Exserohilum turcica Et28A is the source of this 936-nucleotide messenger RNA. RefSeq lists its product as uncharacterized. Gene Ontology annotation, biological process: negative regulation of SCF-dependent proteasomal ubiquitin-dependent catabolic process; protein dephosphorylation; regulation of ERK1 and ERK2 cascade. The transcript has a single exon. The record is from RefSeq and is a predicted model, not a curated record. Gene Ontology annotation, molecular function: protein tyrosine/serine/threonine phosphatase activity; F-box domain binding. The coding region runs from base 1 to 936 and encodes 311 amino acids. NCBI's taxonomy places the organism in Eukaryota, Fungi, Ascomycota, Dothideomycetes, Pleosporales, Pleosporaceae. Gene Ontology annotation, cellular component: cytoplasm; nucleoplasm.
AUGUCAGGCCUUUCCGACGGCCGUCUGCGCACCCAGCACGAGUACACGUACCGCCUGCCCACACCGCCUCGAAUCGUCGUGCCUCCACCCACCCUCACCGCCGACAUGCCGGGCCUGGCGCUCAGCGGCGGCCCUGGACAGGACUUGGACAUGAGUUUUCUCAGCGAGCUCAACCUGGAAGAUAUUGUGCAGACGAACACGCUGCUGGAAUGGGCGUACGAGCGGCGGAGACAAGCACAGAUGAUCUUGCCGUGGCUGUAUCUGGGGCCCAUGGUGGCCUCCAAGGACCAUGCAUUUCUCAAGCGCGAAGGCAUCACCAUGGUCAUAGCGGUUCGUGCGAACCCCAAGAGCCUGACGGGUGCACUGCAGGCGGCUGCCAACGUGUGCCUUGAGGUGGGCAGCAUCGAGGCCGCCAGCUUCUAUGAUCUCACCCCCAAGUUUCCCGAGGCCGCCAAGAUGAUCAAUGCACACGUUGCAAGAGUCCGCCAACAUGCCCUCGACACCACCGGCCAGGCCGCGCUCGGUAAAGUCCUCGUCUUCUGCGAGUCUGGCAACGAGAAGUCGGCGGCGGUCGUGGCCGCUUACCUAAUGGACACUCUCAAUGACUUUGAUCACGUCAAGGCCAUGCAAAUCUGCCAGACACAACGCUUCUGUGUCAAUUUUGACGAUACUUUGAAGAAUAUUUUGCGCUCAUACUGGGACAUUGUGGGUGCACGCCGCGCCAUCGCAGCCGCCCAGUACCAAGUAUUGCAUCAGAAUGGCCCCAGCAACAACCACUCACAGCCUGGCUGGCUGCAAUUACCGCCUUCCUCGUCCAAGCAGAAGCGAGGCCUGGAAGAAAUGCAGGACAACGAUGUUGACAUGGACAAUGCCAUGGACGCCUCAGACGCCCUCCGCUUUGCCGAUCGCGACGUGACACCAUUCCAGGACCGCUAG